CCGCAACACCAUAAAAUUACGGUAGACGAUUUUAGCUUUUGAAUAGAAUGCAAACAGAUAUUCAUAGCAAUGCAUGGCAGAGCAUUGAACAGUCGGCACUCAGGAUUCAUAUUCCUGUCCAGUUACAAGAAAAUCAAAACCGUAACAAACAUUUUUCUUUAAUAGAAUGUUCAUAUAGAUCUACUAGAACAUGUAUAUUAAUAAUAUUUUGCAUUGUGUCGUCAUUCCUGUUUCUUGGAAUCUUAGGAUAUAGCGUAGUCGUUUUCAUUCAAAUGUAUGAAUUUUCAUUGAAAAUUAAACAAGUCACUGACAAUGGUUCGUGGAGAUAUAAGUUUUUAGAUGAAACAAGUCUGUGUUUUUCUUUACGACGAGAAGAUGUGCACCAUUCUGAUUGUGGUAAAUAUUUGUACCAUGAUAUAUCGGAUCGUCAUAGUUUUACCUGUUGUCUAAGAGAUUCUAGCCAAUAUGCAUUGCUGUAUGGAAUGUUAUUACGAGAACAAACGAGGCGAUCAUCCGGAGUGGAAAACACAGCAUGUACUCAUGGAAGUGAAAAAAUAGAAUCCACAGAAAUAGAUAUCAUUCCUUGGUUACCGGUUAAAUCGUGUCAAUUUAAUGGCCAGAAUACACCAACUCAUAGGAUACAAAUAUCAGACAGUAAUAUAUAUUAUAUCUAUUUAUCGGUAUCGCUGCGAUUUAAAGAAACAUACCAAGAACUUCCUUACAACCAAAUACGCAUUACUCUAAUCCAGAGUACAACUAAUUCUACAUUUAGUAAUACCAAAGAGAAGAAACUUAUAAGCAAAGUAGUAAAAGUUCCAAAAGAAAGAUAUAGUUUUGAAAAUAUAUUUAUACAUGGAGAAUUUAGAUUGAAUCCAGGAGAUAGUUUAUAUGUUAAUAUUCAUAAUAAAAAGUACUUGAAUACACAUUAUUCUUAUAUUGGUAUAAUGAAAAUUUAA
This is a messenger RNA of Mytilus trossulus (common blue mussel), 956 nucleotides long. RefSeq lists its product as uncharacterized. NCBI's taxonomy places the organism in Eukaryota, Metazoa, Mollusca, Bivalvia, Mytilida, Mytilidae. The record is from RefSeq and is a predicted model, not a curated record. Gene Ontology annotation, molecular function: tumor necrosis factor receptor binding. Gene Ontology annotation, cellular component: membrane. The transcript is spliced from 3 exons. Bases 48 to 956 code for a protein of 302 amino acids. Gene Ontology annotation, biological process: immune response.